Erigeron canadensis is the source of this 983-nucleotide messenger RNA. RefSeq lists its product as uncharacterized. The transcript is spliced from 2 exons. NCBI's taxonomy places the organism in Eukaryota, Viridiplantae, Streptophyta, Magnoliopsida, Asterales, Asteraceae. The coding region runs from base 116 to 688 and encodes 190 amino acids. The record is from RefSeq and is a predicted model, not a curated record.
CUCCCCUUCUAUCUUUCACCUUAUUCAUUCAUAUACACACACUAUUCCUAUUUCCCUCCCCUCAAACCUACUAUACUCACUCCCUUUCUUUCGGUGUCACUAACUGUGUGAAAACAUGACCAACAAAUCCCCCAUUUUCCCUUUUCAACAACCACCUCAACAUUUCAGUGACUAUGGUUUUGACCCUCAACUCGACUACUUUCAGGUGUUGGAAGAAGCAAGAAAACACAAACAACGUGAAACAAGUUCAUCAUUUAGAUCAUCAUCAUCAUCCAUUAUUGACAGCCUACAUUUCAAGCUUCAAAAGCCCAUCUCCAAAGACAACAAUAUUGACACCAGCAAAAAAAUCAAGAAAAACCAAAAACGUUGGUGGAAAAACGCCUUUCAUUUUUUCAAACGAAAACGCACCACCAACAAAUGUGACAAUUUGGUCUAUAGUAGUAGUGGCUCAAGUGCUCGUGUAUUUUCUGGACCCGUGUACUUCACGGACAGUAGUAGUACUAAUAAAAGUGGGUCCUCCACUCCGUACCAUCUUCGUAGCAGCCCGGCCUCGUCCGGGCCACUAGCUCGAGGUGAAUUCGAUAUUAGUAUACCUUAUAUUAGCCUCACCCAACUUAACAAUAUGGAUCAGACUCGUCAUCAUAAGAUGCCAACCUCGCCUCCUAUGCCAAUUUACUUGGUCACUUGAGACAGUCGUCGACCAAAGAAGUAUGUCACGUCAUUUGUAACACGAUUAAUUAAUUAGUACCUCUUCUCCUCCUAUGUCGGUCUACUGGUCCUAGCUAGAUGGUUUUUUUUUUUUAUCUACUAUUAAAAAAAAAUUAUUUUCAAAAGAAUUGAACUGGGGACCUUUAUUUGUAUGGCAUUAAAGUAAUGAUAAAAGCAGAGAUUGGUUGGAAAAAUGUAUAACUUUGUGGGUUGAUUAAAUAUUUUUGCAGAGUGAACUUUAUUGUUAAAUGUACCCAUGUUUUGACCAUGUUAUA